GAAGCUGAUCACAAAUUGCAAAAAUCGAUAAAAUUUAGUAAAAUUUCUUGCAAUUCUUGCUCAUUUCUGACGAGCAGAAAGCUAAAUCGUGCUCAAAAGAUAUAUUCUAUUUUGACCUAGAGCGUUCUGUCGGUACGGAAUAUGGCCACGUCACAGGAGGGCAUGGAAGAGCCUAUGGAUUCCACAAGUGCUCCAGAGCAAAAAUGUUUUCUCCAGCAAGUUCUAAAAGAUGACUCCGCACAAGUCAACCUGGAGGAAAGGGUCUUCAAGUCGUUUUUGGAGCAGAAUACCUCUCAGGUUUGCUGGCGACCAGCGGGGUUCGAACUGGUCAAGAAUGAAGAGCUGGCCGGUAGAUACCAAGGGCGGAAAGCCGAGCUUGUCUCAGAUCGCUCUCCAGAGGAACUGGAAGACAAAUACGCUUUCCUGAUCGCCAAAUCCAAGAAAGAUUUCUGGGCGAUUAUCAACAGCGGCCUGCAUUCUGCAAUGUCGUUGUUUUCGGUGUUCGGCCCGGCUAAGUCUGGUGUCUACCUGUACCAACACGCAGACCUCUGCCUGAAGAACUACGCUCUGGCACAUCCGGUUGAUAAGGACGUACAGCUGAUCGUUUUCAAGUAUUUUGAGGGGAAGUUGAAGAAGUUUGUGGCGAACACUGGUCAGAGUGAGACCAAGGAGCUCACGCCCGGGACCGACUGCCACAUGUGUUCUUUGAGACCUAUCGGCACAGACAAACCUGAGCUGCAGUUCCUCAAAUCACAGGUCUAUCUCUACGAGCUCGAUGAAUACGAUUUCCCGGCAUGUCGACCGCGACAGUGCAUCCCUUACGCCAUUGUCACAUUCACUAAGGCAACCCUGGCGUCAUCCAGUCAAGAAUCGACCUCAACCGCCAGCCGAGUAAAUUCCAGCAGUCGGCCCAACGGUGGUAAUACCAAGCAGCUGCGAGGGGCUGAUCGGUUCACAAACUACCCCGGGUUGAUCGACAUCAUUGCCGGGAUAAACGCGAAACCGUCUGUGAAGAGUACGGCGCCACCUUCUAAGUCGCCUCGUGGGCAAUCGCAGGAGAAGAAUUCAGAGUCUUCACGACAGCGGAACGACUCGGACCGUUCGGAUAACUCUCGCGGGCGUCCAGAAAGUUUGCGCAGUCUGCGUCCCGGGGAUAAUCCUAAACUGCGGGAGGUUAUCGAGAAAGUGAACAGUAAGAAAGUUGAGAAGAGUUCGUUGUUGCCGAUUCAUAAGAAUUGGCAGCAGCCGAAUCAGGGGUAUCAGCCGUAUCGCCAGGUGCAUCAUGGGCAACGGGGCGGGAGCAUGAACCCGGGGCAACAAGGACAUGUCGGCCAGGGCCAGAUGGGUUUCAAUGGUGGGCGGGGUAACCAUGGUAACAUGAUGCACGGGCAGCAGGGGCGACACGUUAACCCCUUGAUGCAGCAGAGGAUGGAGAACGCCAUGAUGCAGCAACGGCAAGGCAAUAUGAUGCAACAGGGCGGUAACUACGGUAACAUGGGCUUCAAUCAGGGAGGCAAUAAUAUGCAGAACAUGAGCAUGACGCAACGAAAUCAGGGAAUGCAGUUUGGUGCGGGUGACAUGAACAAUUUCAACGGCAUGAAUAGCAUGAACAAUCCCAGAAUGCAACAGAAUAUGUCGCAAAGUAAAUUUUCCUUGCUGAAUGCGCCGCUCAGCAAUAAUCCCAACCGACAGAUGAACAAUCAAGGUUGCUAUGGGAACAUGGGUGGUCAGAGUAUGCAACGUGGUGGGUGGCAGCAGUGACUAUUUGAUGUUGUUUAGAUACUUUGUUAAAUUCCUGUAGAAGGCGCUGCGAGUCUCGCACCGCUUUGAUGCCCUUAUGUUCCGCACAGAAUACAGAUUGACAUCAUGGGCUACCACCAGCACUGGGUUAAUCAAAAUCUUGUUAGCUUUGAGAGACUUAAUAUGAAAAUUUGGAUGGGAUUGAUGAAAAGGGAUCACGGUUUAACGUAACCGUUUGGGAUUACAUGUACUUGAAUUUUGUGCUCUAGAAAAACUGGGCCCUGCUCGUUAUAAAUUAGGCCACAAGACAUUACGGUUAUCUUUGUCAGCAUUUAACAUGUUUAAGGUGGGCCUCUCAAUUUAAUACCUAGGGUUAUUUUUUGUCACAGUCUCUUGUCGUCUCUAAUUAGGCAAUUGGCGACAAAAGUUUUUGUGGAAAUGAUCUUUUCCUCAUACAAUUACACAUUAGCUGUAUUUACCAACGUUUUAUUGCUAUACACGUAGUUGUUUAGAACUAGGUGGCCGCUGUGGAAUAUCGUGCUUGGAGUUAGCGUGCCAUGCUAGCGUGCCGUGCUAGUUUCAUUAUCAUCCUCAGAUGACUCAUUAUCGUCACAUCAUCCAAGCUGAAAUAGCAAGGCAUGUUAUCACCAAAAUCUCAUUAGGACUUGACGUAAUGAUGUAAAUGGCGAUGAUAUGCAUGAUGUGGGGAAUAUACUCUAAACUCGGGUCUAUAAGACCAGGUUGAUAAUACCGCCCAAUACCACAUCUAUGAUGUUUAUUCAUUAGGAUAUUCAUCCAGGUGAGGGGUGUUAGCCCUAUAAAAAUUCUCGUCAAACCUCAUAUGAUUUACAUGUGACGUGUGUAAUGGGCGGGCAAGAAAUAUAUGAUCUGGUCUUAUACAGCCGAGUUGAGAUGAUGUUUUCUGACAUUGGGUUUAAAUAUUCAAGAUCGCAUUGUUCUAGAAUUUCUGUUUUUUAUUCCUGGACAUUUGCUGUAAAGUAGUGUCACAGAACAUCCAUGUCUAUACUAUUGUUAUUUUGAACUUGAUAUCAAUGUACUAUGUUGUCCAAUAGGACUAUUUCAUUUUAAAAUUGUGGUAAAAAUAAACCGGCAUCUCUUUUAAUGCA
This is a messenger RNA of Lineus longissimus, 2867 nucleotides long. RefSeq lists its product as uncharacterized. The record is from RefSeq and is a predicted model, not a curated record. Gene Ontology annotation, biological process: male meiotic nuclear division; synaptonemal complex assembly; homologous chromosome pairing at meiosis. NCBI's taxonomy places the organism in Eukaryota, Metazoa, Nemertea, Pilidiophora, Heteronemertea, Lineidae. Bases 142 to 1761 code for a protein of 539 amino acids. The transcript is spliced from 6 exons. Gene Ontology annotation, cellular component: nucleus.